Messenger RNA from Prorocentrum cordatum, 699 nucleotides. The record is from the annotation of a GenBank genome assembly. Lineage: Eukaryota; Dinophyceae; Prorocentrales; Prorocentraceae.
GCUUUUCCUGACGCCCAUCGACACCCUGAAGACCGUUCGGCAGGUGCAGGGCGACAAGGCAACGGACAUCCUGAUGGCAAGGGUCAAGGAGCGUGGCCUCGGCGAGCUCUACGCGGCAUACUUCUUCGUGUUCAACUCGCUGUCCGAGGCCUUCCCGGCGCCCGCGGACACGCCCGCGCGCAUCGUGCGCAACGGCCUGCUCGGGAUGUGCUCGAGCGUCUGCUCCGACGUGUGCUCGAACUCGCUGCGGGUGCUGAAGACGCUGCGGCAGAGCUCCAGAGACGCGGACAAGGGCUACCUCGAGGUCGCCAAGGAUGUCAUCGACAAGGACGGCGUCGCUGGGCUGCUCGGGCGGGGGCUGGAGACGAGGCUGCUCGUGAACAUCCUCCAGGGGACCUUCUUUACCAUCAUCUGGAAGCUUAUCGAGGACAGCCUCAACAGCCAGUGAUGCUCUUGCCCCGCCUCAUCGAGGGCAGCCUCAUCGAGGUCCGCUGCUCCUGCCCACGCCUUCCUCCUCAGCCAGUGACGUGCGGCUUGUGCCCCGUACUUGCCGCUUCCUCCUCUUCUCUCCUCUCCUCUCUCAUCCCUGCACCCCUUCUUCCCCCUCGCCCCCCACCCUCUCAGCCCCUCGCUUCCCUCCCUCCCUCCGCGCCUCCUCCCCUCCUCCCUUCCUGGAGUGUUCAGUGCACUCGCGCGUAA